AUGACAAUUCUCCUGACCUUGUUCAUAAUUUAUGUUUGCUUAAUUGGUCAUUUAACAAAAGUAUAUAUAAAAGAAAAUAUAUCAAACCGGAAAAAAAUUCCACUUAACUUUAUUAGGAGAAAGCAUAAUAACACCAAGAAAAACAGAAAAUUUUCAUUUAAUAUAAAUAAAAAUAUUAAUCAUUUUAAAAGAAGUGUUAAGAGGGAACCUUUUUUUAUUCAUAAAAAUGUAAGAAGGUAUGUGUUCAAAAGAGGCUGUUUUAUUUUUAACAAUUGGAAUAGUAGUAAAGUAAUAAAAGAUAUUUAUAAAUUUAUUGAUUCAUGUACAUUCUUUUUGAGAAAAUUUAAAUCGCAUCCAUCCAUAAUAAAUGUAGAAAAUAAAAAAUAUGAGAAAUUAAAAGAAAGGAAGAAAGAAAAAAAUGAGUUAUGUCCUAACAUAUUCAUAACAUACCCAUCAAAUAAUGCCCAUAGAAAUAUAUCUAAUAAAUUAGAACAUUUUAUAUGUAAGCAGAAGGAUAUUCCUAAGGAAGAAAAUAUAUUAACAUACGAUUUUUUUAAAAGAGAUGAAGAACUUUUAAAUGAUCAAAAUAGAAAUGAUUUUAUAAAAAAGUAUUAUAAUCCAAGUUAUCAUUUUGAUGAACAUCCAUUUGAACACAUAUAUAAUAUAAAGGACAUGGAACAUAUUUAUAACAAAUCUAUAAUAAAUUAUAUAUAUGAUUUAAAAAGAAAAGAAGAAAUAGAAUACAUACGAAAUUUUAAUAAAUCAAAUUAUUUAAAUUCCUAUCUUCUAAUUUAUCCUCCUCCUAAUUUGUCAGGAAAUUUACAUGCAGGUCAUUUUUUUAAUUUUAUCCAUCAACAUAUAUUUUUCCUCUAUAAUAAAUAUAUAAUAGGAAAAUAUGCCAUUCCUUUUUUAGGAUUUGACCAUGGAGGUCUGAGCGCACACGAAAUGUUUUCCAAACACAUGAGAGAGGAAGAAAUGGAUAGAGAAAAAUAUAUAAGUGAAAUAAAAAAGUGGCAAGAAAAUUUAAAAGAAAAUAUGCUAAAAGAUUUACAAAAUAUGAAUAUCACAUUUAAUGAUAAAAUGUUAUUUAACACUAUGGAUAAAAGUAUGGUUGAUUUAAUAAAUAAAGCUUUUUAUAUUCUUUAUAAAAAUAAUAUGAUUAUAAAUAGACUUUAUCCUGUAUAUUAUUGUAAAGAAUUAAAUACAGUCAUCCCUAAAAUGGAUAUACAAUUUAAAAAUGCAGAGAAUAAAGAUAUUUAUAAUUUGAAAUGUUAUUUAGUAAAAAAUAAAAAUAAAAUAGACAAUAUAUAUGAUGAUAAAAAAUAUGUUCCUACAAAAAACGAAAAUGAUAAUCAUAUGAAUAAUCAUGAUAUUACAUAUUGUUGUAACAAACACAAAAAAAAAAAUGUAACAAACAAAACUGAUACAUGUAAAAAAAUAAAUACAUCUGAAGAAAAUAAUAUGUACUCGAAUUGUAAAUGUACUGAUUUUACAUUUACAAAUAAUGAUGAUAAAUAUGACGACAAAAAAAAAGAAAUUAAAAAUAUGAUUGAAGAAUAUGAUUGUGAUGAAAUAAAAUUUUUUGAAAAAAAAAAAUUCCCAUAUUACUAUUUGAACGAAGAAGAAUUAAAAAAAAAGACCUUAAUUAAUGAAUCGAAAUAUAUACAUAUAAAUAUGGAUAAUAUAGAAGACAUAAAUAAUCUUGUAGCUAUCUUAUAUUAUUCAUCAAAUAAAAAAAAGUAUGAAAAUAUGUAUGCUUUGUUACCAUAUUCGAAUAUAAUAAUACCUUUAAUUUUUCAUAAAAAAAAAAAUUUUCCAACAUUGAUAAGUGGGAAUAAAAAGGGUGAAAAUAGAAAAGAUAGUAAAAAAGAGGAUGAUAGCAAAGAACAAGAUAAUAAUGAUGAUGAUAUAUUCCUUCCUAUCUAUUCCUUAGAAAAAAAACAUGACUAUUCCUUUAAUAUAAAUAAAGAAAAAGAGACACGUCAAUUAUUUUUUAACGUUGCUCAUGAAAAAAAAGAGCAUGUGACAUAUAAUAUAAAUAAUGAUGAAAAGGAAAAAGAAAACCAUCUGAUAAAUAUAAUAAAUUGUCGAAAAAAGGAUAAAGACUUAAUAUUUGCAUAUUAUAAAAAUUAUAAAUGCAACUUAAUUUUAUCAGAACAUUUAUGUAUUAAAUAUGAGGAAUUAUGUAAUAUAUAUUAUAACAGUAUUGUUAAUAAAAAUUUUAAUAUAUUACCUUCUAAUAGGAAAAAUUAUUUUUUAGAAAAUUAUGAAACCCAUCCAAAGGAUUGGAUAUUAAAUCGUCAAAUAUGGUAUGGGCAUUCGAUACCUUUAUUUAAAUAUGAAAAUUUUAUAACAAAAAAGGAAGGAUAUGAAGAUACAGAAGAAAAAAAAACAAAAAAUAAUAAUAACAACAUUGUUGUAGAUGAUCAUUUUAACUGCUUUGUUUAUGGAAGAAAUGUUGAUGAAGCAUAUGAAAAUUUAAUAAAAUCAAAUUUAUUUAAAAAAGAAAGUAUUAAAAAAGAAUAUUUAAAAAAUGAUGAUAUUUUAGAUAGUUGGUUUUCUUCAUGUUUAUAUUUCUUACAUUGUUUAAAUUCAAAUAAUAUUGAUAUAUAUGAUUUAUUAAAAAAAAAAAAAAGUUUGGUAGAUUUUACCUGCACAGGUCAGGAUAUUUUAUAUCCUUGGAUAUUAAGGAGUUUUAUUUUAUUAAAUUACUUUAUAAAAAAUGAUUAUUUGAGUGAAUUAUUUGGAACGAAGAAUAAUUAUGAGAAUGUGAAUAUUUUGAAAGGAUUAAAGAAAGAAAAGGAUGAAGAAUAUUUGUCAAGUAGUAUAUUAUCUAAGAAUAUAAAAUUCCAUGGUAUAUUAAAAGAUGACGUUGGAAAGAAAAUAAGUAAGAGUGAUGAAAAUAGUACUUAUUAUAAGAAAUAUUUAGAAGAUAUAAAUAUGGAUACAUUGCGUUUAUCGUUUGCAUUUCUACAAAAGAAUGUAGAGGAUAUAGUAUGGUCAAAGAAUAAUAUUUAUAAAAGUGAGAAGUUUAUAAAAAAAUUUUGGAACGUGGGUCAAUUUAUAAAACAGAAUUGUGAUUAUGAGUCCUACAUAAGGAUGAGUAAUGUAAUUAUUUCUGACAAUAAUAAUAUAAAUGUUAAUAAUAAAGAUAUUAACAAUAUUGAUAUUAACAAUAUUGAUAUUAACAAUAUUGAUAUUAAUAAUAUUGAUAUUAAUAAUAUUGAUGAUGAUAAUAAGAUUCUUCAGUUUUUAAAAACAAAGACACAAAAUAUUUCUAAUGUUGGUAUUUUUGAAGCAUAUUAUUACACAAUACAUUUAAUAUUACGAUAUAUGAAAUCAUAUAACCUGAACAAAAGUAUUAAUCUAAUUAAUGAUUUUAUUAUGAAUUAUUUUUCCAAGUUUUUUUUGAAUUAUUAUUCUUCUGGUAAAAGUCAUAUUUCUAAUUUUUUAAUUUAUUAUAUUUUUAAAGGAUUGAUAAAAUUUUUGUAUCCAUUCAUUCCACAUAUAUGUGAAAUAUUAUAUAUACAGAUUUUUUUUAAAGAAAAGGAAAAAAAACAAAUAAUAAACACCUCUUCUCCUCCUAUGCUUUUAUAUGACAAUUAUAAAUUUUUUACUAGCCAAAAAUUUUCAUUAGAACCAAAAAUUCAAAAUGUUGUAUCAGAUCAUUUUUUGACCUUUAUCGAAAUAUAUAAUUUUUUAAGAAAAUAUAAAAAAGAGAAUAAAGAACACAUUUCUAAUAACAAUACAUUGAAUAUUUAUAUUAAACAAAAAAAAGAAGCUGACAUUCCUUUAGCAUAUUUUAAAAAUGAAGAGCAUAUGUUGAAAAGAGCUUUCCAUAUGAAUAUUAUUUUUAAUUCAUGUGAAGAUAAUCAAUUAGUAUAUUCUCUUUUAAAUGAAAAGGAAAGCAUGCAAGGAUUAAACACAAGAAAAGUGAUAUAUGAUUGUGAUAGGUUUCUUGUAGAAUCUCAAGUGUAA
Messenger RNA from Plasmodium adleri (nom. inval.), 3978 nucleotides. RefSeq names its product valine--tRNA ligase, putative. The transcript has 2 exons. Gene Ontology annotation, biological process: valyl-tRNA aminoacylation. Gene Ontology annotation, molecular function: valine-tRNA ligase activity; ATP binding. Gene Ontology annotation, cellular component: cytosol. The record is from RefSeq and is a predicted model, not a curated record. The coding region runs from base 1 to 3978 and encodes 1325 amino acids. NCBI's taxonomy places the organism in Eukaryota, Apicomplexa, Aconoidasida, Haemosporida, Plasmodiidae.